This is a messenger RNA of Lates calcarifer (barramundi perch), 1065 nucleotides long. It is a transcript of the gene epdl1, whose product is annotated as ependymin-like 1. The record is from RefSeq and is a predicted model, not a curated record. The transcript is spliced from 6 exons. The coding region runs from base 128 to 769 and encodes 213 amino acids. Gene Ontology annotation, cellular component: lysosome; extracellular region. Gene Ontology annotation, biological process: cell-matrix adhesion. NCBI's taxonomy places the organism in Eukaryota, Metazoa, Chordata, Actinopteri, Centropomidae. Gene Ontology annotation, molecular function: calcium ion binding.
GCUAAGAAAACUGGCAGUGGAUGCAGGCUGGGAACGUCACCAACUGGUUUAUAAGGAAGUAAGCACCGUGAAGCAGCCACAUAUUUGCCUCCCUGUGCAGAGGACAGUGUUUCUCUCAUUAGACAGCAUGAGAGCCCUCGUCCUGUUAGCGUGCCUGUCAGUGGGCUGCCUCGCUCAGAGACCACAGAAAUGCACUUCCCCACCGCUGCUGACUGGAAGCCUUUCUGUGUCCACCGCAAGUGAAAAGCUGACGGCCUUCGCCAAGUACAGCUAUGAUGCACUGGGACAGCGCAUCCGCCUCAGACAGUUUGGAUCUUAUAAUAAUAAGACUUUCCACCUUGAUCUGCUUCUACUCUACAGACAGGGUGUUAUGUAUAAGAUUAACUACAGGAACCAGACAUGCUGCAAGAAGCCACUGGAUGUGGCCUUCCACCCACUGGCCAUCCCACAGAAUGCUUCCCUGCUGGGACAGGUGGUGCUGGGCAGCUCCUCUGGCCCAGGACAGGGAGUCCUGGUCAACAGCUGGGCAGGAGAGCUGCAGAUGAGGAAGGGAAAAGCAAAAUACAUGAGCACUGUCACUGAGUUUGGAUGCGUUCCUGUCAGCACUCUGUUUCAUACCAGCAGAAGUGGAUGGGUGGUGACCAGCUUCUUUAACAAUGUUAUCGGACUCUUGGACCCUGGACAGCUCAUCCCUCCAGCUUUCUGCAAGGGCGCACAGCUGGAGGCAAUGGACGGGGAGGAUCCAGUAAACUUCUAUAGUUUGUUUUAAAGCACAUUGCUGAAAUGUGGUGCACUGUGAUGACGACUACAUGACUCUUUGCACUGCAUGAUUACUUUUUUGGUGAAUAAGCUGUCUGUGGGUUAAAUUGAUGCCAUUUUUCAAUCAACAUUUAUCACUACAUUUACCGUGGGUUUAAUAUUCUCCUAUUUCUUAUGUAUAAACAACAGAUUGAGUGUCUUCACAUUAAGUCAUGUACUACAAAUACAUCUGAAGUGAUCAAUUAUACAUGCUAUAUCAUUUCACUUAUACUCUAACAAUAAAAUAAUCACACAGUGGAUGUCAAA